AUGAUUGAUGGUGAUACAGCUUUACAAGCACUUCUUUUCAUUUCCUACUUUGGAUCAAUAUUUUUAUUAUCAUUUGGAUUUUUCGGUUAUUUACUCUAUUCUUUAGUUAGACAUAUGAUAUAUGGACCAAGAGAUGAACCACCAACAGAAGUUUAUGAUUUUUCAAAAGAUCGUGUUGGAAAUAUUCCAUAUGCCUUGAAGAUGUUGGAAAUUGAAGCACAAGUGGAUAGAGCUGAAAGAAGUGUUGCGCCGCCAGCUGCUAUGCCAUAUAAAGAUGGUAAGAAAUUUGUACCCAAAUGGGCUCAUGAUUGGAUGUGGCAUCGUCCUUGGGCUAAAGCUGAACUACAAAGAGAAGACUAUAGUUAUUAUCCAUUCACUUUGAUCGAAGAGAAGUGUGGUAAGGCUGAGACGCCAUUUGAGUAUGAUUUGCCUCAGCAAAGUGUACUUGAAAAAAGAGAUCGUACUUGGUAUUGUUUCAAAAGAGAAAAUAGAUGGUGGUGGUUGAAAUGA
Molecule: messenger RNA, 510 nt
Organism: Hansenula anomala
Lineage: Eukaryota; Fungi; Ascomycota; Saccharomycetes; Phaffomycetales; Wickerhamomycetaceae
Exons: 1
Coding region: 1-510 (169 amino acids)
Source: RefSeq, a predicted model, not a curated record